GGGGGACAUGCGGGAUAUGGGGACAUUGGGACAGGGGGACAUGGUGCCGUGGGGUGACACGGGUGACGCUGGUGACACGUGUGACACGGUGCCACCCCAGGGCUUCUUCCGGCGCAGCGAGCGGCGCGGGCCGAGCCUGGCGUGUCACCGCGGGCAGCGCUGCGACAUCGACCGCGCCACCCGCACGCGCUGCCAGCACUGCCGCCUGCAGAAGUGCCUGCGCCUCGGAAUGUCCCGCGACGCCGUCAAGUUCGGCCGCAUGUCCAAGAAGCAGCGGGACCGGCUCCAGGCCGAGGUGCGGGAACAGCUGGAAAAGCGGGAGAAAAACCGGGAACAACACCGGGAACAACACCGGGAACAGCUGGAACAGCUGGAGCACCGGGAACAGCCGGAAAACCGGGAAAAUCGGGGGAAAUGGGGAAAAUUGGAAAAGCGGGAGCAGGAACGGCCGGCCCCGGGGCCACCGCAGCCCCCCCCGGCGGGGCGCUGUCCCCCGCUGUCCCCCGCUGUCGCCGCGGGCUGUCCCAGCAGGGCGUGGCCCGCGGAGGAGGCGACAAGGCGGGGACAGGACGGGGACAGGGCGGGGACAGCGGGGACAGCGGCGACGGGGCCGAUCCCUCAGCCCGGUACCGGCGGCGUCCCGGAGUCACCCGCGGGCCUGGAGAUCGAGCUCCUGACACAGAGUGUCCUGCUGUCACACCGCGCCACGUGCCACCCCCGCGCCGAGGACCUCCAGGGCCACCACUGGGUCACCUUCAGCCCCGAGGAGAUCCGCGCCUACCAGAGCCAGCCCACGGCGGAGAUGUGGCAGCGCUGUGCCCGCCGUGUCACCGAGGCCAUCGAGCGCGUGGUGGAGUUCGCCAAGCGCCUGCGCGGCUUCCUGCAGCUCAGCCAGCACGACCAGAUCGUCCUGCUCAAGGCGGGUGCCAUGGAGGUUGUCCUGCUCCGGAUGUGUCGCGCCUUGGACGUCGCCACCGGCACGGUCCUGUUCGAGGGCAAACUGGCGGGGCCCGAGCUCUUCCGCUCGCUGGGGUGUCCCGAGCUCGUCGCGUCCGUCUUUGACUUCGCGCGGGGGCUGAGCGCGCUGCGCUGCUCCGAGAGCGAGCUGGCGCUGCUGAGCGCGCUGCUGCUGCUCAACGCCGGCCGGCCGUGGCUGCAGGACCGCCCGCGGGUGGCGCGGCUGCAGGGACAGCUCGAUGUCGCCUUCCGGCUCCUGCUGCGCCGGACCCGCCGCGAGGGGCUCCUGGCACGGCUGCCCGCCCCGGGCCGGUUCCGCGCUCUGUGCUCGCAGCACCUGGAGCAGGUCCAGGCUUUCCGCCGCCUGCACCCCGCGGGGGUCUCGGCCGCCUUCCCCCCGCUCUACCGGGAGCUCUUCGCCCCCGACCCCGCCGAUGGCCCCGCAGGGACCCGCUGAGCGCCGCCCGGGGACCACCGGGAGCAUCCGUGACCCUGCUGAGCGCGACAUCGGGACCGCCGGGAUCACCGGGAUCGCCGGUAUUACCGGGAUCACCGGGACCCCCGGCAUUACCGGGAUCACCGGGACCGCCCCUGCA
This is a messenger RNA of Onychostruthus taczanowskii (white-rumped snowfinch), 1553 nucleotides long. RefSeq names its product RAR related orphan receptor C (gene RORC). The coding region runs from base 8 to 1414 and encodes 468 amino acids. Gene Ontology annotation, cellular component: nucleus. Gene Ontology annotation, molecular function: RNA polymerase II cis-regulatory region sequence-specific DNA binding; zinc ion binding; nuclear receptor activity. NCBI's taxonomy places the organism in Eukaryota, Metazoa, Chordata, Aves, Passeriformes, Passeridae. The record is from RefSeq and is a predicted model, not a curated record. Gene Ontology annotation, biological process: regulation of transcription by RNA polymerase II. The transcript is spliced from 8 exons.